Messenger RNA from Dictyostelium discoideum AX4, 486 nucleotides. RefSeq lists its product as hypothetical. The record is from RefSeq and is a predicted model, not a curated record. The transcript has a single exon. NCBI's taxonomy places the organism in Eukaryota, Evosea, Eumycetozoa, Dictyosteliales, Dictyosteliaceae. The coding region runs from base 1 to 486 and encodes 161 amino acids.
AUGACAGUAAUUAAUAAAGAAUUAUUUAUAAAUAAAAAAGUUUAUCAAGAUAAUAAAAUUGAAAAUCAAACAUAUGAAUGUGUAAUUGAUCAUAUUGGUGAUGAAAAAUAUGUAAUAUUAGAACUUACACCUUAUGUAACAACCGAUAGUGAAGGUAAACCAUUAAAAUAUUUAGAGAAAAGAUAUGUUUUAGCAUCAACAGAUACAGAAGCCUAUCAUAGUGGUCAAAAACAAUGGUAUGUAGAAAACACCAAAGAAUUACAUAAAAAGAAAUGGAGAUCACCAGAAUGUUUAGGUGGAGGAAUCAUGACAAUUGAUCAAAAUAAUAAAUCAAUUAAAACUUUUGGAACAAGUUAUGGUUAUGGUGAUCCACCAAUUGAAAUCCUAAAAUCAAUCUUAAAUACAGUUUAUCCAAAUUAUAAUCUUGAUAUUACAAUUACUUCUGAAGUUAGAGAAUUAGUUAAACCAAAACAUAAUGGAUAUUAA